CCUGCGCCUCUAUAGAGCUCCUAUCACCAUUCAUACACCUGUUUUGUUGGGGUAUGCUGAUUGACACACAGAGCCCGCCUCCUGCACUUGUCCUUUCAUUAUAAUUGGUUCGACACUGAUGUCUAUGGAAAUUCCCCCGCGCGACCCUUGGCUCACACCUGACCGUCGCCAGUCAGCGGGAGAAUGCGCGAGGCCGCAGAGGACAGACGCCCAUCCGCCCGCCGCCGUGAACCCAGCACGGUCCCCCCGUGAACCCAGCACGGUCCCUCCGUGAACCCAGCACGGUCCCUCCUGACCGCUGAUACUCCACACCUCGUCCCGGGAAGAGGCGACAACAUGCCGAGGUCUUUCCUGGUAAAGAAGCAUCCGAGCAGUAAGAAGGCAGACUAUGGGAGACUGGACUCAAAGACUGAGGAAGCUCUCUGCGACCCUCACAAAGAACAUCCUCAGCACAGUUACAUCCCAGCCUGCCAUCACUGUCCAGCCUUGAGUCUCUACACACCGCACAGACCCCAGUCCCUCUCCUCCUCUCCUCUUCCUCUCAGAGCAGAUCGACUUCACCCCCCGCCCUCGCUGAACAACUCCCCACACUCAUUUUCAGGCUACUCCUCCGAGACGGACAGAACAAGCCUCACAGAAACAUACAAACCAGUCGAGUCCUGUACGAAAGUGAACCUGGAAAUCCAGCAUGUCACCGGAGACUACAGGAGGAGUGAGAGCCUGCUCCCUCCAUCUCUCCCUGUCCUCACCCUCUUUCCGGCCAUCUCUCCCAGCAGCAGCAGCAGCAGCAGCAGCAGCAGCAGCAGCAGCAGGCGGGAGAACUUUGAGUGUUUGGACUGUCAAGGAGAGCACUUGAGCUUCCCGGGCCUGGACAAACACAAGCAGCUCCCGUGUGAUUGGAGCAGCAAGAAGUCCUUCAUCUGUAAAUACUGUGAGAAGGAGUAUGUGAGCCUGGGAGCGCUCAAGAUGCACAUCAGGACACACACCCUGCCGUGUGUGUGCAAACUCUGCGGCAAGGCGUUCUCCAGACCCUGGCUGCUGCAGGGACACAUACGGACACACACAGGAGAGAAACCCUUCUCGUGCUUCCACUGUAGCCGAGCCUUCGCAGAUCGGUCCAACCUGCGGGCUCACCUCCAAACCCACGCUGAGGUGAAAAAGUACCAGUGCUCAAGCUGCUUCAAGACGUUCUCCAGGAUCUCUCUGUUAGCCAAGCACCAGGAGGCCGGCUGCCCGCUGUCCUGACAUCCACUGAAGUCUCGAGGAGGGAAAAGACUGUGUGGUGUGACGUCACGUUGAUUUGUUGACAGGUUUUCUAUCAAAAUCAAAAUGUUGAUUUCACAGAGGAGCUUGAGAUUGUGUUCAAAACUGUGGGACUUCUGUUCAGAAACCACUUUCUUAUUCUCUAUAUGAUCAAUAAACCCUGAUACUCUCUAAAGACUAGAGCAUGAGAACAUCUCACACAUGUAGAAAUUCUGUUCAAACUCAUAUGAUUUUGCUGAGGCUGAUAAUCUUGUUGGGUCACUCUUCAUAAGACUAAAGCUGAAUAAAGUACACACCUGUCUGUGUGUGUGUGCAGAG
Messenger RNA from Notolabrus celidotus (New Zealand spotty), 1581 nucleotides. Its product is annotated as zinc finger protein SNAI2-like. Bases 337 to 1245 code for a protein of 302 amino acids. Gene Ontology annotation, biological process: regulation of DNA-templated transcription. Lineage: Eukaryota; Metazoa; Chordata; Actinopteri; Labriformes; Labridae. Gene Ontology annotation, molecular function: DNA-binding transcription factor activity, RNA polymerase II-specific; RNA polymerase II cis-regulatory region sequence-specific DNA binding. The record is from RefSeq and is a predicted model, not a curated record. The transcript has 3 exons.